Molecule: messenger RNA, 8914 nt
Organism: Frieseomelitta varia
Lineage: Eukaryota; Metazoa; Arthropoda; Insecta; Hymenoptera; Apidae
Gene: Mhcl
Product: unconventional myosin-XVIIIa
Exons: 26
Coding region: 1734-8003 (2089 amino acids)
Cellular component (GO): myosin complex
Molecular function (GO): ATP binding; cytoskeletal motor activity; protein binding
Source: RefSeq, a predicted model, not a curated record
UUAGGACGCCAGCAGUCGCCACUGGUCCAACUUGUAACUCGCGGCUCGCUUAUACUUGUGAUUCAGUCUGCCAUGAUAGUCGUCAGUGUCGCGCGAGUGCGCCGUUGAACUUUUGCAUAUCGUUGACUGUGCCUUUUUGACGAAAGGGACGAUUCAAUGGGCUAAGCUGCUACACACUUUGACGGACACGUGUGUUCGAUUGUUUUGGAAUGACGGCGCUCCCGUGUUCGACUAUCUGAACCUAGAGAAUCUUCUACGAGUCGCACGCGUCUUCAGCCGAGUGAAUGGCGGCGGGUGGUGUGGUGGCGGUGUUGUGAUGUGUGUCUCGUGCCGCGUUGACUGUCAGUUUCGUCGCGUAUCGAAAAUCGCGUCGGUUUUUGAUCUCGUGUGACGCGGCGUUGUCGUUAUCGCGAUACGUACGAUCGUACGUGCGGAACGAUCAACGAGUAUGCACGCAGUUAAUUGUAAUACGCUUAUCAACAUUCGUUUUCCCCGAUCGUGCAGCAUUUGUUUAUGAGCAGAGGUUGCUCGAAGAGUGUGCCCGAGAGUAAGGUGUGGUGAAAAAUGACAUGUAGAUUCUCGUUGUUCGUUCGCUCUUGCCUCUCUUUCUCCUUCUCAACCUUUCCCCCUUCCUCUUUGUUCUAGGCACGCGUAUUCCUAUCCUUCCCUUCCGCCUUCACCCGUUUGGUAUACCGGCGAGAGUCGAAAGCCUCUCGCGAAGGUAAGAAUUCGCUGUCACGCGCGAUUGUCACGAUACUGUUCUCACACGGAACGAUGCAUUCCGGUGACGAAGUAACGGGGAGAGAAACAUCGCGAGGAUAAAACUAUCUUCGUGCAUGAAAAUUGUGUUCUCGAUCAAUUCCUCUUGUGUACGUACUCCGUGUGUGAAAGAACGUUUUCAAUUUAUUUUAGCUAAACGACAAAAAGAGAGGGAGUCAGUGUUUCGUUUCACAAAGAAAGAAAACAACGGAAGAAUCUCGUAGAAACGAUACAGUUUUGGAAUACGUUGUUGGGAUUAAAUGCCGGAAACGACCGGCCAUGAAGAAACAGUUCGCUCUGGUAGGUUCACGCCCCUUUGCGCGUCACGUAUCGCCGUAUCGUCGAUCAUCGACUGAAAAUUUACCAAUGUAUUCGGUGUUGCGUGAUCUGUGCCGCGUGAAAACCUAGUAUCGGAAGAAUCGCUUAUCGAGCGACGCGCCUCCGCGAGUGUUGGUGUUUCUUCCUGUCUGUUAGCGGUCCUGUGGUUUCCAUGCGGGGAUAGAUCGAAGCGUGCCUCGAGGGAAAAACGUGCCUCGUAUUGUAUCGUAAAAUAACGGGGCAUCGAAAGUGACGUAUCGUUCGCUCGGAAUUCAUUCCGUGACAGGGAAUUUCCUGUUACCGAUAUUUGCGCUCACUUGGCGCGUACGCGACGUUGCGCGAGCGUGCACGCCCUUCCCGCCUGGCCUCCCUCCCCUCGCCCUAGUCUACGCAGCGAUCGUCGUCCACAGCCGUCUCUACAGGGGAGCGAUUUCGUCGGCCGUGUUGUUUAGUGUUUGCACGUAACGGCGGUGUGACCGAGGGAGCACACACAUCAGUCGUAUCGAUGGACAGUGUCGCGUUAUGCGUGCGGGCCAGUCCGAAAUACGCGACACCGCGUGAAACUGUACACGCGCCGGCUAUCAUCAACAGAGAAGAGAUAUCCUGCGUUAUCUCUUUCUCACGUUUGAGUGGAGAACCGUGCUGUGAAUGAGAAGAUGUUCAACUUUAUGAAGAAGGCUACGGAGAAGGACGACAAGGAGAAGCGGAAGCGCGAGAAGAAGGAACGAAAAGAUGUCAAGAAACGAGAUCGAAGUAGUAUGUCCGCUGAGGAAUUACUACGUUUGGAUGAAGUUCGGAGAUCGUUGAAGAUUCCUGGUCGCCGGAAGGAGAAGGAGAAGUUACCGAGCGGUAUCACUGCAGACUAUAGCGCGUCGUUUUUCGCUUAUUUGGACCGCGAUAUUCUGGAAAAUUCGCAAAACUCGUCCAGCUCGGGGCAAUGUGUUCGCACUGGUAAUAACUGGAAUACCAGGACGCCGGACGGUUUGACGCAGAGUGACUCCUCCGAAACUUCACUCACCUCGCUGACAAUCACCACCGCUACGUCCUCGGUCACGCCGACCAACGUGUCUGGACAAUCGGGGAAGAAUUUGCCACCACUGCCACCGAAGCCUCCGAAGCGAGGCAUUCUCAAGGGACCACGUCUUACUGUUAGUAAUACCGUGAACUCGUUGUCGGAGGAAAGCCAUCUGCCAAACGGAAACGAGACUAAUUACCAAGAGGCCAGCAAUUUACUGGUUAGGAACACGUUGCAGAACGAGGUGAUCGCGUACCAGAACGUGCCCGCGCAUUUGUCAGGAUUUGGUAACGCUGUUAACAAGGAGGAAGCUUGCAGCGAGGAGGAAACGCAGACGGGGCAAAGCGCGUGGCAAGUAUCGCCUCAGCGAGCAGCUCAACAAACUCAGCAGCAGCAGCAGCAUCAGCAACAACACCAGCAACAACAGCAUCAUCAUCAUCACCAAGGCGACACCAAGUUGCUGCAGGUGGUGACUAGCGCGAGCCCGUCCGCAGAUUCUCUAACAGACACCACGAAUUCCAGCUUUGCAACACCACCUUUCAGUCUGUCGCCUGUAGGAGAAUCCCAAGGCUUGUCGAGGUGGAGAUCCUCGGCAUCCUUCGAAGAACAGGGCGUCGAGUUGCAGUUACCAGAGAUCGUCCCUCUGGAACUGCCCGAACCUCGCGAGCUUACGAUCCAAAGACAACCACCGCCUCGAAACGACUUUGGUUUCUCACUACGUCGAGCUGUGAUCGUAGAACGAGCUGCAAACGGUGUCACGCAGAUGAGACCUGUGAUCUUUGCUGAACCAGGCUCAUUGAUACAACAUAACAACGACACCGGUUUACUGCCAGGCGACAGGCUGAUCGAAGUCAAUGGAAUUAACGUGGAUGACAAAUCGCGGGAGGAAAUUAUCGAUCUCAUUAAAGGCUCCGUUAACAGUGUCACCGUAAAGGUGCAGCCAGUUGCGGAAUUAUCGGAAUUAUCAAGACGCGGUAGUAGCGACGGACGUCAGGUCGAACUUGCGGCUGCGAAUAUCCGUGGCGGUACACUUCGACGAUCUGGUAGUUUGCGGUUUCAUCAAAACAUGGCACGGUCCGAGGAGCAUCUGGCGCAAGAACAGGCAUGGCUGAGUUCCGAAAGAAUUUGGCUAUUACAUCGAGGUGGAUUUACUCCUGCAACGAAGUGUGGUCCGGCAGAUCCGGACACGGGAAAGCUAAGGAUUCGUUUAACCACUUCCGGCGAGGAACUUCUUGUCGACGAAGAGGAUGUUGAAAAGGCCAAUCCCCCCCAGUUUGACAAGGCCGAGGAGCUCUCGCAAUUACGUUUUCUCAAUGAAUCUUCUGUUCUCCACUCACUGAGACAACGUUACGCCAGUAAUUUAAUACACACUUACGCGGGAGAUAGCAUGAUCAUUAUCAAUCCGGUGGCGCCAUUGGCCAUUUACUCAGAAAAGGUAGCACAUAUGUUUAGAGGAUGCAAAAGCGAGGAUAUGCCACCCCAUAUUUACGCGAUGGCGCAAGCAGCUUACAGAGGGAUGUUAGCAACUCGAAGAGAUCAUUCCUUAGUUUUCCUUGGCCGUAGUGGAUCAGGCAAAACAACAAACUUUAAACAUGCUCUUCAUUAUCUUGUGUUGGCUGCAGGCACAGUUAACAAGAUCUUGACUAUUGAGAAACUCAACGCCCUAUUCACAGUCCUGGAAGCGUUUGGAAACAGUAGAACACACAUGAAUUCCAAUGCUACGCGUUUUACACAGCUCUUCAGUCUGGACUUUGAUCAAUCAGGGCAAAUAGCGUCGGCUUCUUUGCAGGUCCUACUUUUGGAGAAGUCGAGGAUAGGCAGAAGAGCGAAUGGCGAUCCAACUUUUCAUGCGAUUUAUCGUUUACUGGCAGGCGCGGAGGGUGCACUUAGAAAGGAAUUGCACUUGACAAAUCUAGUCGCAGAGAACAAUGCGUUCAUUACACCUUUGCAGAAGCACGAGGACAAGCAGCGUGCUAUGGUCGAGUUUAAUCGAAUCGUGGCCGCUUUUAGGAUUCUUGGUGUUUCCGAGGCGGACGAGAAAGUCAUUUGGCUGGUCCUCGCUGGCAUAUAUCAUCUGAGCUGUGCUGGUGCGGUUAAAGCUGGCACCAGUUCGCAAAGUCGAUGGCAGUUCGCAAGAGUCGAAUGUGCAGAGAAAGCUGCAACGUUAUUGGGUACUACCGUUGAGGAAUUGAGUAGAAUAGUGUUCUCUUCCAACGGAGGUGGUGCUGGCACACCAAGUACUCCGAGACCUGCUUUACGUACACCGAGUCCUACGGAACAAAGCAAAGAUAUUAUGGGACUAGAUGCUUUAGAAGGUCUUUUGAUUGGACUUUAUUCCGAAGUGUUCCAUUGUGUAGCUGCUCUCAUCAAUCGAUCCAUAUCAUCCUCUGUGCACACAGUGUCGUCUUUGUUAUUGUGUGACUCGCCAGGUUUUCAGAAUCCAGCCUCCUGUGGUCGACAAACUGGAGCCUGUUUUGAAGAUUUGUGUCACAAUUACUUGCAGGAAAGGCUGCAGCUGCUGUUUCAUCAUACGACACUGGUGGCACCGAAGGACAGGUACGUCCAAGAAGGAAUUGACGUAGAUUACGAAGAUGACUGCGACGAAGAUGGAAUUGGAUCACCUCAGGGUUUGAUUUCGCUGUUAGAUCGUGGAAGUUCGCAAGGUGCGACGAUGUUGCGAACUAGCCAAAGUGACCUUAGUGGAAGUAGACAAAUGGAACGAAAGGGUCUUCUGUGGCUGUUAGACGAAGAAACAGUAUGUCCUGGUGGUAGCGACGAAACAUUUUUAGAUCGAUUGUUUUCUCAUUACGGAGAUAGAGAUCAUCAAAUAUUGCUAAGAAAAGCACCUGGGAACAAUCAGUUUGUCUUACAACAUUUGUUGGGUACUAAUCCCGUACUUUAUACAGCAACAGGCUGGCUGAAGGCAACAAGAGAAAAUCCUGUUACUAAAAGUGCCAUUACGAUACUUCAAGAAAGUACAAGGGAAGAUGUGAAUAUGCUGUUUGUUAGUGCACGUGGAGCCGGAGUUUCUGGAACUUUAUGCAGUUCCAUGCCUGGCUUGGAAGGUUCACAAUCUUUAAGACGAGCUUCUAGUAUACGACGAACAUUCACUGCCGUUAAAAGAAAGAAUAUAUGUCUUCAAGUUAAAUUCACUGUUGACGGACUGAUUGAAACUUUGCGGAGAACACGAGUUAAAUUUGUCCAUUGUAUACUACCGCAACACAAUGCUGGGUGUACUGACAAUAAGAGUUUAUUGUCAGUAAAGUCAAAUCAAAGUGAGGAUAGUGUUAUUAAUGUACCGCUUUUGCGAUCACAGAUUCGUGGAAGCCAAAUAAUUGAUGCGGUUCGAUUACAUAAAGUGGGAUUCCCUAAGCAUAUAGCUUUAGGUGAAUUCAGAAGACGAUUCGGUUUAUUGUCAAGUGAUGUGAACACACGACCAGGCAGUCCUGUAGCUGAUGAACGUCGUGCUGUAGAAGAUAUGAUGCUCACCAUUGAUGUCGAUCCAGCUUUGUAUCGAGUUGGACAAAGUCAGAUAUUUUUCAGAUCAGGUACCUUGGAGCAACUCGAAGCCCAGAGAGACGAGAAGCUAACUGGACACAUUAUUCUUCUUCAAGCAAGAUGUAGGGGUUAUCUGGCACGUCGUAAACUCAACACUUUGAAACUGCAAGAUCUUGCGGUCAGAUGCAUACAGAGGAAUGUUAGGAAGUGGAUGUCCGUAAGAGAAUGGCCCUGGUGGAGAUUAUACGUGAAAGUUGCACCUCUGUUGAACGUUCAUCGGACAGAGGAUCAAUUGAAGGCGAAGACGGAGGAACUCGAGGUUCUCCGAGCAAAGGUGGAGAGGUUGGAACAGGAGCGGAAUCAUUUGAAACACGAUAAUGAUAGAUUGGAAGCUAAGCUGAGCGAAAUGACCGCCGAUUUUGCGGAGGAACACUCGACAUCGACGUUGGCGGCUGAAAGGAUCGAUGCUGAAACGUCGGAACGUCUGCGACUUGAAAGAGAACUACAAGAUGUGACAGAGGCAAAUAAGAAUCUACAGCAAACGACCGAACGUCUGGAGAUGGAGCUUUUGUAUGCAAGGGCCGCAGACUUAAAUGGUGUUGCAUCUGACGCUGAAGAUGGUGAGGACGGCGGUGUUUAUAAGCAAAGAUACGAACAUGCCAUAAGGGAACUCGAGUUCACGAAGAGGAAGAUGGCCCAGCAGCACGAAGAUGACCUCGAACAAUUGGUUGGACUUAAGAAGCAAUUGGAGAAAAAGUUAGCUGAUGCUUACGAGGAAGUCGAGGAGCAACGUCAGGUUGUUGGACAAUGGAAAAGACGUGUGCAAAAACUGAAUGGCGAAAUGCACGAUUUGAGACUACUGCUAGAAGAACAGACGGCUAGGAAUAAUCUUCUAGAAAAGAAACAGCGCAAAUUCGAUUCGGAAACUCAGAAUUUGAUGAACGAUCUACGGCAAGAGAAAGCGCAGCGUGAAAGAUUGGCCAGAGAGAAAGAAAUCGCGAUCGCGGAAAAGUUUACCAUAGAACAAAAUCUGAGCGAUGCAAGACUGGAAAUUGAAUUAAAGGAAGAAAGACUACGGACGCUGAGCCAAGAGCUUGAGGAGUUAACGUUUGGUGGCAAAACGGAGGAGGAAGUAGCACAGUUGAAGAAAGCAAAGCACGAACUGGAAAAAAGAGCAAAGGAUCAAGAAGAAGAGCUGGACGACCUCGCUGGACAAGUUCAGUUGCUCGAGCAGGCAAAAUUGAGACUCGAGAUGAGUAUUGAACAACAACGCAAGGAGAUACGCAAAGAGAUGCAACAGAGGGACGAAGAAUUAGAAGAUGUACGCGGUAACGCUCUGAAAAAGGUGAAAGCUCUAGAAUCGCAGCUAGAGAACGAACACGAGGAGAGGACGAUAUUGCUUCGAGAGAAACAUGAACUGGAACGUCGUUUGGUAGCCAUCGAGGAACAAGAUCGUGCUGAACGUGCUGCAGAAGCUGAUACCAUGCAUAGGCUAAAGAGAGAUUUAAAGAGAACCAAAGCAUUAUUAAGAGACGCUCAAACGAUGCUGGAGAGAUCAAAAGGCGAUUCGACGGGUAAAGCAGCUUUGCGACAACUGAAGAAUCAAUUGGAGGAUGCAGAAUGUGCUAGAGCAGUUGCAGUUAAGGCGAAACAAGCACUAGAGCAAGAGCUAAACGAGACGCAGGCAUCGUUAGAGGAAGCACUGCGACAACGUUCUGAAGCAGAAGACCGUGCUAACGUAGCUAAUCGUGAGCGAACUGAGUUAUUGUCGCAAUUGGAAGAGAACGAAGAGGAAUUAGCAGAAGUAUUGAAAAAGUAUCGGGCGGCUGUGCAGCAAGUAUCGGCGGAACAAGGUCAGUUGCAGGAAGCGCAAGUGCAAAUUGCUGCACUGGAGGCAGAAAAAUCUUCGUUGAAGGAUCAACUUUCAGAGUUAACGCAACGACUUGAAUCCGUUGAGCAACUUGGUGAUCCGACUGCGAACAGUCUUGCCACACGACGACUCGAGUUUCGUGCUAAAGAGCUCGAAAGUAAGCUCGAAUUAGAGCAAACGACAAGAGCACGUUUGGAAACUCAAAUAGCAAGACUGAAAGAAAACGUAGAUAAACUACAAACUGAGACUGCGUUACUUCGAACGAAAGAACAGAGUGCCCAAGAUGCUUCGAGAAGAUUGCAAAGAUCGUUACGUGAAUCGAGAGAUGAGGCCAGUUCGGCACUGGCACGUGAACAAGAGUCCACGCGUGCUCGUCGCGAAUUGGAAAAAUCUCUUGAGGCUGCUGAAGCGGAGACCAAAGUCGCUAGAGAUGAUCUCAGAUUGGCGCUUCAACGAAUUGAUGAUCUACAGAGCGCCAUACAAGGUGAACUCGAUUUAGAUUGCAGCGAGGAGGGGACAACCGAAAAUAGCGACAGUGAUUGAUGUGAGCAGUUGUCGGAUCUUGAAUCCGACGAAAACAAAGAUAAGGAACCGACUGAUCAACGUAUAGCCGAAAGAAUUACUGAUGAAUCGCCAGUCGUCGAGUCAUCGAUGGAUACUUGUUGAUUCACAAGGCUGAAAGAAGGACAACAAAUAUUAAGAAACAUCAAGAAGAAUGAUAUUACAAGAAAAAAGAAGACAUAUUAGAUCAAAAUUGCUAGACUUAGUUUCUUACUACCAACGUCGUCACCACUGUCGGGUGAAUUCAACAUUAACGACAGCGAAUCAAAAUUGAUGGAGAAAAAUCAAAUCAUUCAAUUCUAUAUGUAGGGAUUCUAUCACUAGGAUAAAAUUUUUAAACACAAAAUGACGAGUAACGAGUGAAAUCCGUCAAUUUGUACGAUUACAGUUAGCAUAAUUUUACUCGUGACUCUUUUCUCAACAUAAUCGAAAAGAUGACAAGUUCUUAGGUGGUGCUAAUUUCGAAUCUCAGAAAACAUGUUGAUGUCGUGGCUAUUCAUAUUCUGCUUCUUACUACGUGUUUUUGGUGCUAUAUUAUCCGACAGUAGAUUUUGUCGACGGAUUAAUUGUUGUUCCAGUCUUCCAAAAGAAAAAGUCGAGCUUCUCGAUGCAGUGGUGUCGAGAUGUUAAAAUACGUCCAUGUGCACAAUUAUCAAACGGUUGCCUAUCUAACAGCCCAUAAGUUCGUGUCAUGGAGAACGAAAUAUCAAAGCCUUACUUCUUCAAAAAUGAAAAGCAUUUUACGCUUUUUUAACACUUUGCUAUACGUAGCCAACGUUGGCUAUACAGUUUGUAUUAUAAAACGCGUGCUGCGACUCAGUUUUUUGGUUUCUCAUAUAAGAAUUCAUAUGUAACUUAUUGCUUUGUAAAAUGCAGAUAUCUUAUUUAAUUAA